Messenger RNA from Alosa sapidissima (American shad), 3138 nucleotides. Its product is annotated as keratin, type II cytoskeletal cochleal-like. The transcript is spliced from 10 exons. Gene Ontology annotation, molecular function: structural constituent of skin epidermis. Lineage: Eukaryota; Metazoa; Chordata; Actinopteri; Clupeiformes; Clupeidae. The coding region runs from base 192 to 1913 and encodes 573 amino acids. Gene Ontology annotation, biological process: intermediate filament organization; keratinization. The record is from RefSeq and is a predicted model, not a curated record. Gene Ontology annotation, cellular component: keratin filament.
UGAGCUUGCGGGGGAAUGUCCUAAUUCAGUGGAGGAAGGAGAGCAGGUCUCAGGUCAGAGCCAGUCCUCUCUCUUCACAGUAUAAAGAGGGGUCACACCAGCAGCAAGACACUCAGAGGGACAUCUCUCCUGUUAGUGGACUCACCUGCUCCGACUCCUUCCUAACACUCCCUAAGCUCUCAACAGCAACCAUGAGUGUCAGGAUCUCCUCAUCCAGCUUCAGCAGCGGUGGCAGCAUGAGUGGCAGUGGCUUCAGCAGCGGUGGCGGCGGUGGCUUCAGCAGUGGUGGCGGCUUCAGUGGCGGUGGCUUCAGCAGCGGUGGCAGCGUCAGGAGGAGCUUCUCCAGCCAGUCCGCCCUGGCAGGUUCCAUUGGUGGCAGCCGCAUGAGCUCUGUGUCCAUGAGGCGCUCUGUCGGUGGCGGCGGUCUGGCCAUGGGAGGUGGUGGCGGUGGUUCCAGCUUCAGCUACGGCAUGGGCGGAGGUGGUGGUGGUGGAGGUAUGGCCCUCGGGGGUGGAGGCAUGGGUUUUGGAGCUGGUGGUGCUGGCUUUGGACUCGGCAUGGGUGGUGGAGGUGGUGGCUGCAUUCCACCCGCCAUCACAGCUGUCACCAUCAACCAGAGCCUGCUCGCCCCCCUGAACCUGGCCAUUGACCCCAACAUCCAGACAGUCCGCACCCAGGAGAAGGAGCAGAUCAAGACCCUCAACAACCGCUUCGCCUCCUUUAUUGACAAGGUGCGCUUCCUGGAACAGCAGAACAAGAUGCUGGAGACCAAGUGGAGUCUUCUCCAGGACCAGACCACCGUGCGCUCCAACAUCGACUCCAUGUUCGAGGCCUACAUCGGCAACCUGCGCAGACAGUUCGACGGCCUGGGCAACGAGAAGGUCAAGCUGGAGGGAGAGCUGAGGAACAUGCAGGGUCUGGUUGAGGACUUCAAGCUGAAAUAUGAAGAUGAAAUCAACAAGCGUGCCUCAGCGGAGAAUGAGUUUGUUCUGCUGAAGAAGGAUGUUGAUUCUGCCUACAUGGUCAAGGUAGAACUGGAGGCCAGGGUUGAUGCCCUUCAGGAUGAGAUCAACUUCCUCAGGGCCAUCUAUGAGGAGGAGCUGCGUGAGCUGCAGGGACAGGUCAAGGACACCUCUGCUAUUGUGGAGAUGGACAACAGCCGUACUCUGGACAUGGACUCCAUUGUGGCUGAAGUGCGUGCUCAGUACGAAGACAUCGCCAACCGCAGCCGUGCUGAGGCUGAGACCUGGUACAAGGCCAAGUUUGAAGAGAUGCAGUCCUCUGCUGGCCAAUAUGGUAAUGACCUGCGCACAACCAAGUCAGAGAUCGCAGAGCUCAACCGCAUGAUCAGCCGUCUCACAAGUGAGAUUGAGGCAGUCAAAGGACAGCGUGCCAGCCUUGAGGCCCAGAUUGCAGAGGCUGAGGAGCGUGGUGAGAUGGCAGUGAAGGAUGCCAGGCUGCGCAUCAGGGACCUCGAGGUGGCCCUCCAGAACGCCAAGCAGGACAUGGCCCGCCAAGUGCGCGAGUACCAGGAGCUGAUGAACGUCAAACUGGCUCUCGACAUUGAGAUCGCCACCUACAGGAAACUGCUGGAAGGAGAGGAGUCCAGAAUUGGUGGUGCCUCUGCAACCGUUCACGUUCAGGAGACCUCAGCUGCUGGUGGAGGCGGUGGCCUGGCCCUUGGUGGUGGCGGAGGAUUUGGCUACGGUGGUGGUGCCGGAAUUGGCAGCGGUGGUGGCGGAGGAUACGGCUACGGUGGUGGUGCCGGCAUGGGCAUCGGAAUUGGCGGCGGCGGUGGUGGUGGUGCUGGAUUCGGCUACGGUGGUGGUGCCGGCAUGGGCAUCAAAAUUGGAGGUGGCAGCAGCAUGUCCAUGUCUCAAUCCUCCAGCUCCAACAUGCGCUACCCCUAUUGAUAACAUCCUCCACCUCCAACAUGCGCUACCCCUAUUGAUAACAUCCUCCAGCUCCAACAUGCGCUACCCCUAUUGAUAACAUCCUCCACCUCCAACAUCCUCCACCUCCAACAUGCGCUACCCCUAUUGAUAACAUCCUCCAGCUCCAACAUCCUCCACCUCCAACAUCCUCCACCUCCAACAUGCGCUACCCCUAUUGAUAACAUCCUCCACCUCCAACAUCCUCCACCUCCAACAUCCUCCACCUCCAACAUGCGCUACCCCUAUUGAUAACAUCCUCCAGCUCCAACAUCCUCCACCUCCAACAUCCUCCACCUCCAACAUGCGCUACCCCUAUUGAUAACAUCCUCCACCUCCAACAUCCUCCACCUCCAACAUCCUCCACCUCCAACAUGCGCUACCCCUAUUGAUAACAUCCUCCACCUCCAACAUCCUCCACCUCCAACAUCCUCCACCUCCAACAUGCGCUACCCCUAUUGAUAACAUCCUCCACCUCCAACAUCCUCCAGCUCCAACAUCCUCCAGCUCCAACAUGCGCUACCCCUAUUGAUAACAUCCUCCACCUCCAACAUCCUCCACCUCCAACAUGCGCUACCCCUAUUGAUAACAUCCUCCACCUCCAACAUCCUCCAGCUCCAACAUCCUCCAGCUCCAACAUGCGCUACCCCUAUUGAUAACAUCCUCCACCUCCAACAUGCGCUACCCCUAUUGAUAACAUCCUCCACCUCCAACAUCCUCCACCUCCAACAUGCGCUACCCCUAUUGAUAACAUCCUCCACCUCCAACAUCCUCCACCUCCAACAUCCUCCACCUCCAACAUGCGCUACCCCUAUUGAUAACAUCCUCCACCUCCAACAUCCUCCACCUCCAACCUCCUCCACCUCCAACAUGCGCUACCCCUAUUGAUAACAUCCUGAGCAACAAGUGUUCUUUUUGAAGCAUUUCCAAACACGGGCCCAUGGAGCUUCAGAAACAACUCAAAGUGAUAUCCUGGCCCUCAAUGAAUAAAGUAAUUGUUUGAUAGCUUACAGUAUGCAUAGUCAUCUUUUAUUCUGUUCUCUACAUUUCUCCUGGGAUAAUGGGCCUUGCAGAGAGCUUUGUAGACAGCUCUCUGUUAUCACUCACUUCUCCAUGUGUCCCUGCAACCGCUGAUCUUGACCAGAUUUAGGAUGUGCCAUGUACAACAAGUGAAAACACUGAAUAAAUCUUGGUCCUAUAUAAAGUA